UGCUACGUGUUAUCGUCGUUGAUACAGUUAUUAUCGCUGUUUACUUUUGUCAACUCAGUUUGUUUGGUUUGUCAUCGUGAAUGCGUCGAUCAACGACCAGUAGUGAUAACGAUCACAGUAAAUCUGAUAAAGAGUCUGAAGACACUAUGCAGUACGUGAAUUAUUCGCGUGCCCGAUCCCGGGAUAAGCUGGGUCACCAAGGGCUCACUCGACAGUGUAAAAUGGCAGCCAGUAGCUGCUUAAGAAAUCUUUUCCGUUUACGUAUUGUCAAGGUUCUUGUUUUAGUCGUUUUCCUGGGUAGUGUAGUGUAUAUGUUUCAUGAGCUUACAUCAACUCUUUCCAAUUCGAGUCGUCAGAAUAUUGUGAACACUCGCGACGAUAAUGUUGACGCCGCUGUUAAAAAUUACAAAGGUAAAAUCGGAGAAAGUUUGAAGGACGAUUUGAAACAAAAUAUACCAGUUGUUGAUAAAGGACAACAACAACUUUCUAAGCAAAUUGUUGAACCACCACAACACAAUGCUGCUCAAAAUGACGGUGGUUCUCGACAGCAGCCAGCUAUGCCUCAAGCACCGGAUGCUCAAAAUCUGCAAUUUCAACGUGCAGCAGACCCACCAGUGCAGCAACAACAGAAGCAGCCACAGCUGCAACAACAUCAGAAAAUUCAGAAUCAGGUGAAGCAAAAUAUAGCAGAAGCACGUGAUCACCAGAAGCAGCUUGAUGCUAUCAAGCAGCAACAUAAACUGCAGAAAAAUGCUGCUGUUGAACAGCAGGCUCAACUUAAUGUCAUUAAGCAAGAACCAAACGUGGUGCAGCAAAACAUACAACAGGUUCAACCUAAUGUGAUGAAGCAGGAUCCUUUGCUGCAGUCCCACAAUGCUGCUGUUCCUCUUCAUGCAGGCCAGAACCAGCAACAAGCCCAAGCUGGUUACAAGCAGGAGCCUUUACUGUUGAAGGAUGUACAGCAACAACAGGUUGUACAAGAGCAAGCAGUACAACAGCAGCCAAAACCACCUGUUCCAGUGCUGCAACAACAGCAGCCAAAACCACCUGUUCCAGUGCAACAACAACAACAACAGCAAAAACAACCACCUGUUCCAGUGCAGCAACAGCAACAACCCCAAGUUCCAGUGCAGCAACAGCAACAACCCCAAGUUCCAGUGCAGCAACAGCAACAACCACCCGUUCCAGUGCAGCAACAGCAACAACCCCAAGUUCCAGUGCAGCAACAACAACCACCCGUUCCAGUGCAGCAACAACAACCACCCGUUCCAGUGCAGCAACAGCCUGUUGUGGAUCAACAACAAGUAAUGCAGUCGUAUGAUAAAAAAUCAAAACCAGAGUUUGACCACACUGUCAUAAUGACACUCACCAAUGCUGCAACACAACCUGUACUGCGUGAAAAAUUCCGAGUGACUCUGAGUUCACUAUUGCAGCACUCCUCCAUCAACAUUAAUUUCUACAUAACAACAGAUAAAGCUAGUGAGCAGUUCAUCACUACUAUUGUUCAGGAAAUUGUCAAAAAAGUACAGCCCAAAGUCAAAUUUCAGGUGACUUACCUUAAUGCAGAAGAGUUGACUCAGACGUUGAUAGAUCAUGUCAAAAUGCUUCAAGAGCAUAUCAGUACUGGCAAGCACAAAUAUUACAUGGAAGCUAUCUUCUUUCUGUCAGUUGCAUUGCAUAAAAAUAUUCUACCUAGUGAAGUCAAGAAGCUCAUUAUGAUAGAUUCUGAUCUUAAAUUCCGUACAGAUAUCAAAAAACUUUUCCAGCAUUUUGACAACUUUGAGACAGGUAAUGUUAUAGGUAUUGCGCAUGAACAACAACCUGUAUACAGGCAUACAUUUUCACUCUAUAGAUCACAGAAUCCAGGAACAUUGGUUGGUGAUCCACCUCCAAAUGGAUUGUCUGGAUUCAAUAGUGGUGUAAUGUUAUUAGAUUUAGAACGUAUGCAAAGUAGCAUAUCGUAUAAUGCUUUUUUGGACGUGGAUGUUGUGCGUGCAUUAUCUGACAAAUAUUCCUUCAAGGGUCAUCUAGGUGACCAGGACUUUUUCACUCUUAUUAGUUUAGAAAAUAAGAAUCUUUUUUAUGUUCUGCCAUGUACAUGGAAUCGUCAGCUGUGCACAUGGUGGAAAGAUAAGGGAUAUGAAGGUGUCUUUGAUUUGUACUUUAGCUGUCCUGGUGAAAUUAACAUUUACCAUGGUAACUGUAACACGCCCAUUCCUGAUUCCUAAAACUGCUGCCAAUUCCCAUGUUUCUCUUUCCCUUCAGUCUCGAAUACCCUGUAUUUCUCUGCAUCAUAGUAUAUUUAGUCACCUAAUUUUGAACCAUUUAGUGGAAACUUCAUUGGUAAAAAUUACCUUCUAGUGGCUCAUAAUAUGAGUGAACUUUAGCUGUCCUGGUGAAAUUAACAUUUACCAUGGUAACUGUAAC
Messenger RNA from Saccoglossus kowalevskii, 2427 nucleotides. RefSeq lists its product as uncharacterized. The record is from RefSeq and is a predicted model, not a curated record. Gene Ontology annotation, cellular component: endoplasmic reticulum membrane. Gene Ontology annotation, biological process: protein O-linked glycosylation via N-acetylgalactosamine. Gene Ontology annotation, molecular function: xylosyl alpha-1,3-xylosyltransferase activity. NCBI's taxonomy places the organism in Eukaryota, Metazoa, Hemichordata, Enteropneusta, Harrimaniidae.